AUGUCCUUAGUUUCUGCGAUUCCUGGCGAUGAAGCCUCGGAGGAAUCUGGUUCAGAGCAACACGCUUCCGUUUACCAACGUUCUGGCAAACCGUUGUCGAGAGAAGCUCUUUACAGAGCAAAGUUGAAGUAUGGGGUGUACCAGUCUCCAGCACAAGGGUUGAAAGCCGGUGUGGUGGACUCCAAACAGGCCUCUGACGCAGCAGCCAACAUUGCAAACAAAAAUAAGACCACUAUCGAAGCAUACAAGAGAUUGUUGAACCCUAACGCUUCGAAAGCUGCAUCUGCCUUGUCAGCUUCUGUGAUAGGUGAACAGAAGUCUGCUCCAGUUCAACAUAAUGAUGUUCCAUCGGUAGCCGCAUCAUCAGCAGCAGUUGCUGCGCCCAAAAAAGUCAGCUCAAGAGCCUCUAGUCAUGUAGGUCCAGCACCAAAUUUGGGCGUUGGUCGCUCUAGAGCUUCCAGCAAUGCGGCUGCUUCCGCUACAGCAACUGCUUCAUUGACUGCGAACUCUCCAGCUCCAGUAACCCAGUCUCCGACCUCCAAGAUGAACUUUACCAAAGUGCUAGCUGGUGCUGAGAGAAAUGCAGCCGAAAUGGUUCACAACCGUAUAAACCCGGACAAAGUUACCUAUGUCAAGGGUAUUUCCGACCGUAAUGUAGGUAAGGCCGCUGAUGCGAGCUUCUCUCUCACAUCUGAUUUCGUGUCCCGUUUACCUACCAAGCUGGACUAUGUGGAAGCGGCAGAGAAGGAAUCACACUCUGUGGAAUGGGCCCAGAAGGCUGUUGCAGCAUUGAAGGACUUCAACCCCGACGACGUUACCGAUCCCCACUGGAGAGAAAGAGAAGAGCAGAGAAACAAGUUAAUCAAAAGCUUGAGCUCUGAAGCAGUCUUGAACAAGGCUAGGUACAAUGCUCAACAGCGCUUAGAUACGAUCGAUCGCGAAACCUCUUACAAGGCUAUUUUCAGGAAUGAUGAGUACAACAGAGCUGCUGUUGCGGUUGCACAGGAAAACUUGAAGAAGACACGUUCUGCGGACGCUGUUACUGCCAACAAGGUCAACCUAGGAGGUGGCUUAUGGCUUGCUCCUGGUGAUAUCGACAACAUUGCCAAGGGUCUUAUUGCGCCUGUGUUGGACGAAGUGGACCAGAGAACUGGUGCACAGCGUGCUAUGGAUGCAGAUAUUGCCAAGAGAGACCAGGAGUACAGAGUGCAAUAUGCAGAAUGGGUCAACAUUCAAACUGAAAAGCACACUAACGACACGCUGUUGCAAGCCAAGGCGUUUGAAAGACGUAACAAAGAGGCAGCGGAUCUGGAAGCUGUACUAAACAAAAAGUAUGCCGAUCUAUGUACCAAGAAGGAUGCUGAAGUAUUGGAGAUGGAGAAGCUCCUAGAAUCGAAGAAAGCCGAAUUGGUGAAGUUGAAGGAGGAUCUCGAAGAAGAGUUGAGAAAAGAGGACGAGAGAAACGCAGCAGAAUGUGCCGAACUAGAACGCAACAACCAGCUUGAUCUUGAAAACUCUACACGGGAACAAGAGGAGCUACUGGCACCAUUUAAAGCGGAGUUGGCUGCUGCUGAACAGUACCACGAGGAUUUGAAGUCGCAGAAGGCGGAUAUUGAGAAGAACAUUGAGGAGUUGCGGGCUUCGAUCGAGGCGCACAAGCAGCACGUGGAAGAGUUGAACGUGACUAUUGCAGAGCACGAACAGAAACUACAGGCCGAGGGCGAGGAGUUGAACAACCUGGCUGACAGCCACCAAGUGCUGAAGGAGGAUCUUGACACCAACUACGUUGCUGUUCUUGAGAAGAGCAAAGAAGAGGCCAAGAUAUCGAGCGAGGAAGCUCGUCUCAAGCAAUUGGAGGUUGAUGCUCUUAUGAAUGAGCGUCAAACGGAACUUUCGAACACGGAGAUUCAGCUAAAGAAGGAGAAGCUUAACUUGAUCGAUGCGCUAAAGGAAGUUGCUGAAGUGAAGAACGAGGGCCAAAUCGACGAGGAGAAGGCCAAGGCGUUCUUGGGGACGACAUCUUCCGAGUUUGUUGCUAGCCAGCAGAAGAAGGAGGUGAAGCCAGUUGCUACGGCUGCUAUUCCAGAGCAAACUACGGCCCCAGCACCAACCGCAGCUCCUGCUGCUAAGGAAACACACGAAGACGACAAGGUUCUCAACGGCGUUGGGUUCAUCCCGCUAAAGUCGAAGAAGGGCCUUGUACAGAGAGGAAACUCGAUCAAGAAGUUUUUCGGAAUAAAAAAGAGCAGCCACAGCAGCGCUGCUUCUCCAGCGGAGAAGCCUGAGGCCGCUGCUUCAACUGAAAAGCAGGAGCCAGUCCCAGCUGAACAGCCAACCGCAGCCGAACAGCCAGCAGCCACAGAACUCGAGCCAACCUUCAGCGGGUUCAGCCAAGGUUCUGUUGAAAACAGACCUACAGACGAAAGUGACGACGCCAUAAACAAGAAGGAAAACAGAAAAUCCUUGUUCAAGGAAGUCUUCUAA
Molecule: messenger RNA, 2484 nt
Organism: Kluyveromyces marxianus DMKU3-1042
Lineage: Eukaryota; Fungi; Ascomycota; Saccharomycetes; Saccharomycetales; Saccharomycetaceae
Gene: LPX2
Product: Lpx2p
Exons: 1
Coding region: 1-2484 (827 amino acids)
Biological process (GO): eisosome assembly
Source: RefSeq, a predicted model, not a curated record